UCAAAUUGUCAAACAUGGCUGAUGCUGCAGCAGCACGUCGUGAAGCUCGCAGAAGAAGAAUACUGGAAAACUCUCAUAACAGGCUUAAUUUUAUAUCUGGAAAAGCUAACGACGACUGUCCCAAAGAAACACCGAAAACUUUUUCGUUUACCGAACAGAGUUACGAAAAUCUAGCCGCUUCAAGCAGUAACAGUUUCUAUUUACCGCCUGUGAACAAUGGCGUGGUCGUUCCAGAGGCUGAAUCAGAAGAAUUGUUUACUUUGUUACCCCAUCAACAGUCUGAUACGGCAGGUGACACUGAGAUAGUAAAUGACUUGGCAGCUUUCCUGACUCCGGCCUCUGAACCAGCUCAAACAAAGUCGUUAUCGGAGAAAAUCGUAGCCUAUAAGUACGAUGUAGUGAUAUUGGCCCUGAUAAUACAGUUACUGUACAGUUUGUAUGCAUUUGAGACUGCCUACUUUUUCCUCCCUCUCAUAAUGUAUACAGUAACAAAACUUAUAUGGUUUCCAACAGAAAGUAAAUCUAACAUUGCCAAUGCCUUUCUUCUUAUGAAUGGCUUCUCUGCGAGCAAAGUACAGAAAUUCAUGAAUAUCUCUCAAUGGGUUGGUGUGAUUUCCCAAGAUGUCUGUGUGUAUUUAUUCACUACAAUUUGCAUACAAUCGCUAGGUAUCAUGUUGAGGAAUAAUGUAAUUACCUAGUAACAGCUACAUUUUUACUUUUUAUACAGAUUUAAGGGCAUUGCAUUGACUGAACAGUUAACACUAGCCAUCUAGCAAUACGAUAGAAAGUUCCAUAGUUUGAUUGCUUGUGCCUUCCAUAAGUGAGACAUGACAUGUGUGCGUUUUAGUCACAUAAUGCCAUUUUAGUUUUAAAUAGGGUCAUAUUUGUACAUAAAUUAUUAAUGGGAAACUUUAGUUAAUUUAUUAGAGAAAUUAUUUUUGCUCAAUGCUACUGUCAUCUAUGCCUUAUUUGUAUUUUCUUUGAAUUGGUAAUAAAAAAUAUUAUUUUUUGUUUUAAAAGUCACAAAAGCUCCUUUAUUUUCUGCAUUUAAAUGUAUUUAUUUUCAAUGUUGGUAACUAAUACAUGAAUAAUAGUGGGUUGUUGAGGAGAAAGUAUAUCAAAUUUAUACCAAAUUACAUUUUAUAAUUCCAAUUUUCACUUUCUGUACUAUGAAAUAGAAGCAAUUAAGUAAUAUUAGUAAAAUAAAACAGGAUUUCAUUGACUUUCUAGUCUUCUAUACAUAAUUUAUUUUCUUCUGAAUAUAAAUAAAUACUGUCCUGUUUUAUUUGGCUAAUCAAAAUGACCAUAUUAAAUGUAAAUUACCUAUUAACUAUUUUCAUAUUGAUAGAAUUGAUUAUGGCUCAGGCCGUCUUGCAAUUAAUACUCUCAACACAUUCUUUGUAUCAAGUGAAGUAUAUUUUUAAAGAGUUGAAAAUAUAAGUGACCAUAUUGUU
Messenger RNA from Pectinophora gossypiella (pink bollworm), 1454 nucleotides. RefSeq lists its product as uncharacterized. The coding region runs from base 15 to 698 and encodes 227 amino acids. The transcript has 2 exons. NCBI's taxonomy places the organism in Eukaryota, Metazoa, Arthropoda, Insecta, Lepidoptera, Gelechiidae. Gene Ontology annotation, biological process: tail-anchored membrane protein insertion into ER membrane. Gene Ontology annotation, cellular component: GET complex. The record is from RefSeq and is a predicted model, not a curated record.